AUGGCAAUGGAUGAUUGUACAACUAAUAUCUGGACCCGUUCUCGGUUUGUUGGAUCCGGACAAGUCGCUCUAACCGUCUUUGUUACGAUCUUCAUGUUCUGUGUUACGGACGGACUGUGUCCGAGUAAACUCAAGAUGCAUUCCUUCUCAUGUUUCGGUGAUUACAAUACCCAGUUUCUUAACAUGCAGAAAAGUCAGCGAACGUUGUUCUCGGGAGUUGACGUCGAACUGCUAAGAGCAUUCUGCAGUGCAUACUUGUCCGCUAUGACGUGUAUUAACCAGCUGAGGACUGAGUGUGGGAAAGACCACCAUCACGUGAUCGAAGGUCCUCUAAUCAACCUUAAUGGCGCCACGGACGAACUGUCCUUCAUGUGCAAGAACGACGACAUAUACGAAGUGUACGCUCGUCAUAUGAGCUGCUAUAUGUCACACGGAAGUUACUCUGAACGUUGCUUUCAUGACGUCAUGAAUACUACUAGUCGAUUUCUGAAACGGUUGAAUUGGAAAUCUUUGGACGACUUAUGCAGCGAUCUCAGUCAGGUGUUACUUUGUAUCAAAGGCAACAUUGGUCAGAGCUGUGGUCAAGAGGCGGCCAGUCUGAUGGAUGUGCUGGCCAAACCGAUGGUCCGGAGCAGUACCAUGUGUGACAAGCACGUGUUUUCAACAAAGGAUUAUUCGGAAACAUAUCACAGGACAACAUUUGCUCCACCGGAAGGUUCAAAUCGACGUGUGAUAUCCAUCCGCGAAAGUGAUCGGUACAAUGGCGGAAGUCGGACUACAUCAUAUCCGCUUUAUCUGUUUAUCUGUGUUGUGAUAAGCUGGAAUAUAAUUUGGUUAAAACUUCAAUUUUAUUGUGGACGGAGAAUUUAACCUUCAUAUCACGGAUUUAUGCUACCGGGCUUUCAAAGUAAUUUAUUAUGGCUUAGAAAGACACAAGUAAAUUAGUUUUGUGUAUAGUUAUUUGUUAUUUAUUGCUAAUACAAGGACAACUGCUACUGACUGACACAUCGCAUACACAAAACUACGUGACUUUAAAGUAAACUAACUCUGACAAUUUGUCACCAAAAGUGCUAUAUUUAAUGGUCAGCGAGAUUGGAGUGUGUUUUGGGAUUGAUCAAUGUCCGAACGUGACACCGGAAGUUGGCAAAUAUGCCAGGGAAAAGGUAAGACCUCAGUCAAGGCAAAUUCCCGCUGUCAGCUGUGUUGUUAAAAUUCAGUGACAUGUUCCAACCGAAGAUGAGUGUGUCCCGCACAAACAGUCAUCGACGUGUUCGAGAGUGAAGUGAAAGGUCUUUCAUGUUUUGUAAUUUAGAUAUUACAAGUACCGGUUUGCGAUCUGCAGAGUAGAAAGGAUAGGUUGCUCAAGUGACGUCACACCAUCAUCGGCUAUCCUGGGGUCCUGCGUCAUGUACUGUCACCCUGUAGUUGAAUAUGUUCUCUACAACAUGGUGGCAUGGCAUCAAAUAAAGUGAUUACUUCUCUAUUGUACAUGGCUGUUUUUGUCAAGCCAAAUUCAGGAGAAAGCAACAUUCCAACCUAUUCGACAAUAUUUAUUUAAAAUCCAAACAAAAUAAAAUGUAAAUAUUUAUCAUGUAGGGCAUGACGGGGUGUUAGACAGGCACUGACAAACCAUCUAAGUCAUUUAUACAUAGUCAUUUACAUAUCUGUGUCUGGAAUCCCGCAACGUUCUAUAUCAUCAUAUUUGUGCUCGACGUCAUAUGGAUAUCAGUGUGAUACGUCACUUAGGAGAACACAUCACUCCUGGCGCUCUUCA
Molecule: messenger RNA, 1774 nt
Organism: Ylistrum balloti
Lineage: Eukaryota; Metazoa; Mollusca; Bivalvia; Pectinida; Pectinidae
Exons: 7
Coding region: 1-870 (289 amino acids)
Source: RefSeq, a predicted model, not a curated record